Messenger RNA from Vicia villosa (hairy vetch), 5253 nucleotides. RefSeq names its product nuclear pore complex protein NUP1-like. The record is from RefSeq and is a predicted model, not a curated record. Gene Ontology annotation, biological process: poly(A)+ mRNA export from nucleus; nuclear membrane organization. Lineage: Eukaryota; Viridiplantae; Streptophyta; Magnoliopsida; Fabales; Fabaceae. Bases 1445 to 4864 code for a protein of 1139 amino acids. The transcript is spliced from 8 exons. Gene Ontology annotation, cellular component: nuclear envelope.
UAUAUAUUCACUGUUUACUUAUCUUUAGGAGGAGUCAUUCCACAAAUGUGCUUGGUUUAUAUUUCAUUUUAAAUUAGAAUGUGUAUGUGUAUUAUUGUGUGUUUGCAUAAAAGUUUAUCAAUAAUAUUUUGGUCACACCUUUGUUUAAUCACAGCUUAAUGAAAUUCAUUUAAAAUUUAUGCAUCUUGUUAGUACGAUUGUUUUUCAACUUAUUCUCUCAGAUGUGAUUUUAUCUUUUCUUAGUUAAGGACUCUAAUAAUUUGUCAAUACCAUAUGGGUUCUGGUGGCAUGUUCAACUGAUGGUGAUUGCAUGUACUUCUAUAUUGAGUAGAAACCCGUGCUUAAGAUUAGUGGACAUUACAUUAUUUAUAUAGGGGGUCUGUUAGAAUUUUUCCUGAAAAAGACUUGCUUAAAACUGUGAUGAUACGUACUUAAUUACAACAUGUUUUGUGAAGAGUUAAGUUUUCAUGGAACAAUUUAGUUGUGUUGGUCAGUUGUAUUACAGUGUUUUGAAAUAUGCUGUGUAGCACAUUUGGUUGAGUAUUUCAUUUUAUUGCUAGUCAUUUGGGUAGGAAGAGGUGAUGUAAUUAAAAAGUGUUUAUGUUUGGAAUUGGAAUGACUGAAUUGAUACUAGUAAUCUGCAAAUAAAUUAUUGCUUAAUGCUUGGCACAUGAAAAUAUAAACAAGCAGUGUUGUCAAAUAUUGGCCGUGGCAGUGCCGUAGUGUAAUUCGGUGGCGUAUUUUCUUACUACCGCCAUAUCCAAUUUGUGAAGGAUGGCGUUUUCUGGCAUAUUUUUGGCUUUUCGCCAUGGUCAGCAAUCAACCGUCGAUAACCCUGGAAGCAUGAAGUUUUAAUAGUUACUAGCAUUUGUGAGAUAAUUGGCUGGCCGUAAAGAUCCACCAUGUGUUAUUGAUGACUGUGUUCGAGAGGGUUAUUCAUCAUUGGUUGUGGACUGGUUACUACUAUUAUUAUUCAUAUGAGCAUGGAUGGUCUAAGCAUGUGGAAAGGAGGUAUUAUCAGAUCUUGUGUAAAGAGAUCGAUAGCACAUGUACCCUUCCUCUCUAGGCAAUGGCUUGGACUCUUGUGCUAGAGAUAAUUGGUAUCCUUCAAGCAAACUCUCAAAACUUGAUCAAUGAGAACUUGGGCUGGAUCCGAAGAUUUUUCCUACAAUAUACAGAGCCAUCCAUGCUCAAAUUUGUCACUGCAUGAUUCUUGUCUAAUUUUACUUAUUGAUCUAAUCGAUUAUUCUUCAAGUUUGUUGGUUGCAUCAUUGAUGGUUUCUGUUAACAGGUUGCAAAUGAGUCAUCCGGCAAGCAACAAGGAGUAGUUGGUGAAAGUAGUGAUCAAACUCACCUAUCGGAUCGAGUUUGUUUACCUGAACUUGAGAAACUGUUAAAGCAGAAGAUUUUCACGAGAUCAGAGACUGAUCAUUUGAUAGAGCUUAUGCGCUCAAGGUCUGUAGAUACCGCUGUUGGGGAAGAAGGGAAGAUGACAGAAGUGGUUCCAUUAGAAUCAAUGUUGCAUCAUAACCAAAAGGAAGAGCAUCCCCAAACUCCUGCACUAGAAAAUAGAAUUGAAAACCAUCUUGAUUCAACCCCACAUGUCACUUCCAGUAUUUCUGUUGAAGGUGUUGCUUCACCUGCACAACUAGCGAAGGCUUUCAUGGAGAGUAGGCCUUCUAAGGCAUCCCCAUCAGUGUUAAGCUUGCGAAGUCCUACCAGGGAUGAUUCCACUCUACUAAAAGGCCACUUUGCUCAAAAAUCCCCUGUUAUGUCAAUUGUGCCAAGGGCUACUAACCAUGCCAGAGUUUAUGAAAAUGGUUUUUUGUCCCCAAGAUCUCGUGGAAGAUCAGCAAUAUAUACUAUGGCUCAAACACCUUAUCCUAAAGUAUACCCUACCUCCACAUUCAAGGGUGUUGGGGUUGGUGUUGAAGAUGGGCCGUCAUCUUCAACUCAGCAUGCACUUGGCAAUGGUAUACUCUCUGGAACUAAACAAGGGGGAUUAAAACGUAGAAGUUCUGUAUUAGGUAAUGAUAUAGGAUCUUUUGGUCGUAUACGCCGAAUCCGUCACAAGUCUAAUCUUCUAUCUUCUAAAGGAUUGGCCUUGACUCACUCAGACAGCCCUCUAUCUAUUACUAGUAGUGGGGUUGGUAGUGAUACUGCUCAGCAACCUUCAUCUUUCAUGCAGAAGCCUAUUCUGUCGGGUGAAGUUAAUUACAGCCAUAGCAAAUCGCCACCGGAAAAUGUAGGUGACACCAUGCCUAGCAGCAACUUUCCUCCUUUACCAUCCAAAUCUAGUGAGAUGGCUUCAAAAAUACUGCAGCAACUUGAUAAUAUGGUUUCUCCCAAAGAAAAAUCAUCAUCAGUAUUAAGGCUGCCAAAUGUGAAUGAUAAAUCUCCAACAAAGUUGUCAUCUUCCAUGUUACGAGGACAAGCUCUUAGAAGCAUGGAGACAGUAGAUUCCUCAAAAUUAUUGGAUAAUGUAAAGGAUACUAAAUUAGACGGCACUCCUAAAAGUUUGUCUGCUAGUUCUCAAAAGUUGACAUCAAAGACAAACAAGGUGGAAAAUGGUCUGAAGCCUGUUUCACUGAACGGUGGAUCAGCUCCUGAAGUAACUGGUUCAGACUCUACUGUCCCAAGAAACCAAGUCAUAUCUAUUGGAAAGUCUGUAGAUUCUUCUGACCCUCCCUCAAAAACAUGGGCAUUCCGCAUGAGUGCACAAGAGGAUUAUCUGGAGUUGGAUGAUGAUGCCUAUCCUAAUGAAGCUGUGUCUCCUUUUUCUACAUCCGAGAAAGAAACAAAAGGCUCUACUGCUGCGGCUGACAAAACAGUCUCUGCUAUUGAAAAACCUGUACAGAAGAUGCCACCAGUUUCAUCUGAAGUGACGUCGUCCAAAAGUUUUACCGCAGACGGUAAACUUUGUACUGCUGAUGGUUCUAUUGUUGCUAAGAAGGUUGACACACCGACUUCAAUAACUUCAUCUAUUGCUACUGAUCCUACUGUUAAGCCAAGUAUGGGUGAAGUUAAAUCAUCGACACUCACUAUUUUAGGUUCCGACAAGUCCUCUUCACCAAAUGGAUCAGCUGCUAAUCUUCCCCUGUUUAACUCCGGGAAUAAUUUUGUUCCUUCAACAGAGCUAACAGGUGCUGAUGCUCAAUCAAAAGAGUCCACUAAAGCAGGCCCAGUAUUUGGUUUGGAUAAAGCGGCUCCAUCUAAGGAAACAAGUGCUGAUGCUACAUCUGUUAAUUUUGGUUUCAACAAAAACAUUGACAGCAUUCCACAGGCAUCAUUUACUUUCUCUUCUUCUGCUGGUGGUGAUUCUACUCUUUUCAAAUUUGGCGGGGCUUCUGACUCAAAGUUGAGCUCAAUCAGCUCAAUUUCUGCUGCCGGUGUUGUUGAUUCAGUGCCAAAAGUUCUUGAAUCAAAUAAUGCUGAUGUCAAGGCUAGUAUUGUUUCUGAAUUCUCUGCUCGAUCAUCAGAACCAUCUGCAGCAUCUACAUCAUCGUCAACAUCACCCGCAAAUAUAUUUACUUUUGGCAACAAUUCAAGUCAAAAUGAUGGAUCUGCUGCCUCAAGCCCUACAUUGUCCUCUCCAUUUUUACCCGUGGUUUCAAAUAGUCUUACAAGUCAGAAUUUGUUCAGUAGCUCAUCCCUUGCCACAAGCAGCAGCAGCAUCAGUGCCACUGCUGCUUCCACCACUAGCAUGACAACCAGCACCCCUGUUGCUAACACGUCCAGCAAUAGCAGUUCCUCUACCUCAGUGAUGACGUCUUUAUCUCCAACAACUUCCCUUUUCAAAUUUGGAUCCACCCCUUUACCAUCAACAAGUUUACCUGUUUCAUCUUCUCACUCAGAACCUGUGGAAACCAAGGGCGGACAGAAUGCUGGAAUUGGCAAAAUUGAAAGCACCUCCUUUGGAAGCUCUUCUGCUGCUUUUGGAAAUGCUGGGAAUGGCAUUUUUGGGCUUAGCUCAUUGGCAACAUCUGCAAAUAGCCAGUCCCAGACACAGGGUUCUAUCUUUGGCACUGUAAGUGGGUCUACCAUUGGUACCCUGGCACCUAGUGCUACUAGUGGGUUUGCAACUUCGACUCAGAGUCAAUCUGUGGCAUUUGGUUCAUCUGCACCAUCCCCGUUGUUUGGGUUGACUGGAAGUUCAUCGCUCCCUUCUUCAAGUCCUGCAACAAAUAUUUUUAACUCUGCUACAACGGCUGGACAAAGCACCCCUGCUUCUUCUUUGGAAGCCAACCCUGUUAGCUCCAAUAAUGGCACAAAUUCUACCUUGUUUGGCGUUCCUAGUUGGCAGCCCAGCAAGUCGUCUCCGUUCGGCACCCCCUUUAGUUCAUCAUCAUCAUCGUCUUCAUCUACCUCUGUGUUUUCCUUUGGAACAUCCGCUCCUUCCGUUGCUUCCACCAGCUCUCCCAUGGUAUUUGGAUCAUCUACAGGUGCAUUAGGUUCUCAAUUCUCAUUCACUUCAGCUGCAGCUACUACCAAUACACAGCCUGCUUUUGGAAAUUCUAGUCCCGUCUUCGCAUUUGGUUCAGCUUCUGUUAAUAAUGAUCAGAUGAGCAUGGAGGACAGUAUGGCUGAGGACACAGUUCAAGCAACUCAACCCGCCACUCCUGUAUUUGGUCAGCAACCAGCCCAAGCUCAAUCAAAUUUUGUAUUUGGAGCACCAACUCCAACUGGAGCUAGCCCUUUCCAGUUUGGGGGUCAACAGAAUAUUGCUCCACAGAAUCCAUCUCCAUUUCAGGCUUCUGGCAGUCUAGAAUUUAAUGCGGGAGGGAGUUUCUCGUUGGGCACUGGUGGCGUUGACAAGUCUGGUAGAAAGCAUAUUAAAAUUAAACACAGGCAGCGUAAGAAGUAAGACUGUUGUUUAUGGAAACAGUUAUUAAUGUCACUGCACUGCUGCAGUCUGCUCUUGAGAGUAAUGCAACAAAUAAAUAAGCUCUAAAGGUGGGUGAUUUCCAAGUUUUGUUGUUGAGUUUGCACUCUGGAGGAGUGCUAUUGUAAGCGAAUCAACACGGGCAUGCUUGUCAGUCCCCUUUGUCUUGCUUGCUUCUUAUAGAGGAAUGCAAGGCAUAACUUUGCACAAUUUUGUAAUAUUAUGGUGUCAUAGAACAUUAGCUGUUGUACCUGUAAUGAUUUAAGGUCAUAGUUCAAAAAGAUUUGGUCUGUUAUGAUGAUCAUAAAAUCCCUGGGUUAUCUUUUACUUGUAUCAUAACUAGAAAUAGGCAUGGGUUUUAUUUGUCUUAA